AUUUUCUACCAAGAAAUUGAGAUUUCAUAUAGGGAUGUCAUUGAAUCUAUAGGUCAGUUUGGGCAGUAUUACCAUUUUAACAAUAUUAAGUCCUUUCAUCCAUGAACAUGGGAGGUUUUCCUAUUCAUUUCGAUCUACUUUAACUUCUUAUAACAAUGUUUUGUAGUUUUCAGAGUAUACAAUUUGGACUUUUUUUGGUUUGGGAGCCUCUGGGUUGUGGAGAGGCCCCAGGAGUUAUUGAGUUCACAGCUGAGUUGAGGCUGUGCCUCUGGAGCAGCCACAUGUGGCUGCAUAAGUGGCCAGCACACUGGCUGAGUCCCUCUCAGCAGGGGAUCCUAGCUGUGUCCACCAUCCAUGGCUUGGUCUUGGCUGCACUCUCCUACCCUCAUCUCCCCCAUCCUACCCUUGGCACUGGCCUCUAGGCCAUCUCAGUGCUGGUCAUCCAUGAAUCCCUGCUAGCCUAAAGGUCCACAAGUUUCCUUGAUGGUGCCAUCCUGAUAGAUAAACACGCUCCAUGACUCUGCAGGUAUUACCUUUGAUGUUCUUUGGAAUGGAGAAGGGUAACUACUCCCAUUUGGAGAUAUUCUGGUGAGGGUCUUCCCACAGCCCAGCUGCUUGGGCCCAGGAUCUCAGCAACAGUGAGAUGAUUUGUCCUCCCUCAAAGGUACCCUUUACCACCCUCUGUGGGUGGGAGGUCAGGUCAGAACCCUGGAGGGCCCAGAACCAUGCUCUCUGCCUUCAUCACAGACCCAGCUGCUGAGCUGGCUCCUUCUUUCUCUAGGACCUUGGCUUCACCCUGCGAUCUGACCUAAAUAGAGAGCCCAUGUCACUUUCCAGACACGUCUACGUAUGUGUAAAGUUCAACAGUGGAUCAGAUGGGGCCUUGGUCUCCCCUCAAAAACAGAGGAUGCUGGGAGACUCAGGAGAAGAGUCACUUCAUAUUACAUACAGGCUCCUACCCCUAAGGUAAUGUUGCACCAGAGCCACCUGGCUGACCCAGCUUCCUGUUCAACAUUCCCUGUGUCCCUUGUGAGCACUGGACGGGGCCACACGAGUCCUAGGCACUCCACUGAGGAAUCUGGCCUGGCACGACUGCCACCCAUAUGGACCAGGAGAAAGGUUGUUUCUUCUCCCAGGGAGAGGUGGCAGGAGUGGAGCCAGCUGUUGGGAGGAUCUGUCCUUAAGACCCACACAGAACUGGCCAAGUUGCUGCACAGCUGGACUGGGGAGUCUACCUGUGACGAGCCCCCAGGCCUGGCAGGUGGACUCAUAUUCUUGUCUGCCCUAUCCACCACCCCUUUCCUUGUCCACCCCACAGCUUGGCCCUUGCUUUGAGUGACACAUGCCUAGUGCAUACAGAUAAACCAACCUUGUCACAGCCUGGACAGCAGAAACAAGUGGCUGUCACCCCCCUAGACUGGGCUUCAUACUCCUAUUGAUAGCCCACAGGGAGGCCAGCAGAGUGAGGUAAUGAGAAGGGAAAUAUGGUCCAGAAAGAGGAAUGUGGUCCAGGCCUGAUGGAGCUGCUGGUAGUACCUACUUCUCUGGUCCUGCCUUCCUUGUCCUCUCACUCCUGCCCCUUUAAACCCCACAGUGACAGUAAACUCUUCACUGAUGUUGGUUAAAGAAAAUAUGGAAAAUACAGAAAAGUUAAAGGAAAAAAAGAAGAAAAAAAAUCAAUGUCACUGAUGACUGAACAACUCAGAGCCAACCACAGACACCAUUUGGGCAUCAAUCCUUCCAGUCUGUUACUCUAGACAUCUCUGGAGUAUUUUGGUGUAUACUUUCUGUGGCCAAUAUGGUCAUAGUCAAUAUACAAUUUCAAAUUCUGCCUUCUCAAGUUAUUAAAUCACAUUAGCCUCUUCCCAAGUACUGAUGACAACAGUUGACACAAUGGGUUUUCCCUGUUUUAACCUUCGUUAGAGCAGUUAACCCUCACUACAACCCUAUGAGAUAAGUACUAUCAUUAUGCAGAUUUUACUGAUGGAAAAACUGAGGUCCAGAGAAGUCAAGCAAUUCUCCCAAGGUCACACAGCUCAAAAGUGGCAGUGCUGGGAUUGAAACCCAGCAGCCUGUCUCAGAGCCACUACACUAAGACAUUGGCUGCUUUAGAGUCUUAGGGAGCAUGAUAUUAUUGACCAUGUAGUGUAUAUUAUAUUCUGUAUAUGUAACAUUCCUUCUUCACCCAUUCCCUUUAGUUGUAUUGAGAUGAGGCUAUUGUCAACAAGGCUAUAGAACACUCACCAUGUAAACCACUUUUUGUGUGUCUUGGAUGAUCUCCCAGACCAAAUUUCUCAGUCAAAGGAGCAGUUUUAAGACUCUUGCUCUAUGUUCUUCAGUGACCUUAGGAAAGGCUGCAUUAUUCAUAUGCCUACUAUCAGAGGAUGAAGGCUCCUACUUUGCCAACAGGGAAGAUCUUUCAGGGAGGGGAUGCUGAUGUGCCAACCAAGAUCUCAGGCUGCAGUGGUCAGGAAGGUCCCCAAGCCACAUCAGCACGUGAGAAUUUUGUAGAAAAUGGUUUGAGGACCAUUUCCACAAUUCCCGUACCCCUCAGCCACUCAAGAGAGUGUGGAGGGGGAAGGAGUUAGGUGAGAGAUGUUCUUUGGACAGGGAUGUUGUCUUGUUGUGAAUUCUCACCCCACUUUCUUCCCCUCAAGCUAGGGAAUUCUUUUUCAUGAGACCAUCGGGGAGGCUGAUAGGUGCUGCCCACCGUGAGGAGGCUCAGCCAACUGGAGCCUGACUCCACCCAAAGGAAAUACAGCAGCUUGUGACCAUAUAGAGUAGGAUAGAGGGGCUGUAAUGAGAUGGGCUGUGGCCCUGCUAGGGCAGGCAAAGGAUGUUGGAAGUUUGCCCAGGUAGACUCUGCAGAAUUGGGGUGGGGGAGGUGUCACCUUGGGCCCUCAGAGGGGCACAGGGCCCAGGAAGCAAUGUUAGGCAGAGAAUGCCACAUUCCUUAAGACUGAGGAAGGGACACAGGAUGGAAACUGGGGGAGAGGAGUCCUGAGGAAAGGGCAUUUCUGAAGAAUUCACAAAACUGGCCAUGAGAAAAGGAGUGAGAAUUAACCAUCUGCCAGGCCUACAGAGCAGGAGGCCAGGGAUCAAGUAAGAACAGUGCUGGUCCCCUGAGCUUUCCCCUCUGCUGAUUCUAUCCUGCUGGGGAGAGGAAUCAAAGGAGCCCAGCACAUCCCUUUUUCUCAAAGGUGGGACAGGACUCCAGGCUUUGGUGGGAGAUAGGGAGGGGACCAGAAUUACUUUUGAAUGAAGAUGGAACUGCCCUCUUCUCCCUCUCACGUGCUCUUGCAGCUCCAGAUUUCAGAUAGGUCUCCCCCUUGGCCUGGAUGACUCCUCAGCCUUCACCUAGAAGACUGGAUCUUCUCCAGGGAACCUUUCUUCCCUGCUCACCAUCACCGGGCUCUGGACUCCACACCCAAAUCAUGAUUGCUUCCAGAUCCAGCUGCCCCAGCGGGAUGGUGAGCCUGUGAAGGCAGCGACCAUGUAGGAAGGCAGCUGUGCUUGCCAGGCACCAGCAGCACAUGUUAGCAACCACACAGGAUGGCUCCCCAGGACUGCUACACCUGCACUCAGACCACUGCUCCAUCACAGCCCUGGCUGAGAAAGUCAAGAUGUGUGAGGAAGUGUGAGGGGAUGCCUGGAGAAGAGACUGGACAAAGCAGAGGGGAGCAGGGGAGCCUGAGGCCUUUGAAUCCACAGGGAGGAAACCUAGGGUCUAGCGACCAGGGCCCAGGUGUUCUGCCCCAACCUUAGCACCUAUUGUGUGCCCAAAGCUUGACUCACACUAUCUCAACAUUAUGAUCAUUGCGCAGAUGAGCAAUCUUUGCAGGGAUUGCAGGCUGGUCAGUUUUUUGAAGAGCCAAGAUCAUCUAGAUCAUCUGUGGUGACCUGUCACCCCAAGGCAGAGACAAAGCUAUGGGCUGGUCACACUAUGCACAAUUUCUCCCAUCUCCAUACCUGCUCUUGGUGACCGAAGGAAAAUACAAGUAGGACUGCCCAGUACUCACACGCCACAUACACAGCUCUUAUCUGACAUCUGCGGUACAGACAUCAUCACAGCCCGUGGCAGGAGCUAGAAAGCUGGAGCAUGAGUUGGAUUCUGUACCUGAGCCUCGCCAUCCACCUGGUGGUGCAGACAGCCCUGGGUGCCUUGUACACCAAGAAGCCUCUAGUGGUUACAGAAUAUGGGACCCUCCAAGGAAAGCAGAUGCAAGUGGGAAAGACACACAUCAAUGUCUUCCUAGGAGUCCCAUUCUCCAGACCUCCUGUGGGUGCCCGCAGAUUUGCUGCCCCAGAACCCCCAGAGCCCUGGGAAGGAAUCAGAGAUGCCACCACCUAUGCCCCUGUGUGCCUUCAGGAGUCCUGGGGGCAGAUGGCUUCCAUGUACUUCAACAUGCACAAAACUUACAAGUUGCUGCAGUUCAGUGAGGACUGUCUGUACCUGAAUGUGUACGCACCUGUGCGUGAGCAUGGGGACCCUCUGCUUCCGGUGAGUACUGUGCCUUCAACCACGCACCUUCCCACUCGGGCACCCCACUGUCCCACUCAGGCCUCAGCCCUUUUCGCCCAGGUGAUGGUAUGGUUCCCUGGAGGCGCCUUCCUUGUGGGCUCCGCUUCCGCGUAUGAUGGCUCCGAAUUGGCGGCCCGCGAGAAGGUGGUGGUGGUGCCUCUGCAGCACAGGCUCGGCAUCCUGGGCUUCCUUAGCACGGGCGACAGCCAGGCCCGCGGAAACUGGGCCCUACUGGACCAGAUUGCAGCUCUACGCUGGGUACAGAAGAAUAUCGCAGCCUUUGGCGGAGACCCAGGCUGCGUGACACUGUUCGGCCAGUCAUCAGGGGCCAUGUGCAUCUCGGGACUGAUGACAUCACCCCUAGCCCAGGGUCUCUUCCAUCGGGCCAUUUCCCAGAGCGGCACCGCAGUACUCAAAGUCUUCAUCACUCCUGAUCCACUGAAGGUGGCCAAGAAGAUUGCCCGUCUGGCAGGCUGCAGCCACAACAGCACAAAGAUUCUGGUGGACUGCCUGAGGGCACGAUCAGGGGCCGAGAUGAUGCAUGUGUCCAAGAAAAUGAGAUUCUUCCAUAUGAAUUUCCAGGAAGACCCUCAAGAGAUUGUGUGGUUCAUGAGCCCCGUGGUGGACGGCGUGGUGUUCCUAGACAAUCCUGUGGAGCUCCUGACCCGGGGGCAGGUUGCACCUGUGCCCUACCUUUUGGGUGUCAACAGCGUGGAGUUCAGUUGGGUCUUGCCUUUUAUCAUGAAGUUCCCACUAAACAAGCACUGGAUGAGAAAAGAAACCAUCACGAAGUUGCUCUGGAGUACCAGCACCCUGUUGAAUGUCACCAAGGAGCAGUUACCAUUGGUGGUGAAGGAGUACCUGGCUGAUAUCGAUGACCAUGACUGGAAGAGGUUACGAAACCACGUGAUGGACCUAGCUGGGGACGCUACCUUUCUGUACUCCACAUUGCAGGCUGCCCGCUACCAUCGCAAUGCCGGCUUCCCUGUCUACAUGUAUGAGUUCAAACACCAUGCCCCCAGCAUCAUUAUCAAACCCCGCACUGAUGGGGCAGACCACGGGGAUGAGAUGCACUUCAUCUUUGGCAUAGUCCUCUCCAAAGGCUAUUCCUCAAGGAAGGAGAAGGCGCUGAGCCUCUGGAUGAUGAAAUAUUGGGCCAACUUUGCCCGCACAGGAAACCCCAAUGGUAAAAAGCUGCCCUACUGGCCACGCUACGACAGAGAUGAGAAGUACUUGCAGCUGGAUUUAACCACAAGGGUGGAUGAAAAGCUCAAGGAGGAGAAGAUGGCCUUUUGGAUGAGGCUGCACCAGCAUGAAGGACCUGAGAAGCAGGGCAGUUCUGAGGGUGGCUCUGCAGGAGGGAGCCUUAGGGAUUGUCCCACCACCCAGGCCUUGGGGAAACUGGCCACAGACACAUCUAGGACAAGUGUCAUGCCCUCCCCAUGAGCCUCCCGGAGGCUCCCUGUUGCUUCCAGGUCAGAGGCAGAGCCUUAGUCUGUUUGGGGCCCUGAACCAUUCCCUUCAGCCUGACAUCCCAUGAUGCUCACCUGUCUCACUGACCAUCAGGUUAGUCCAGGCCCUUUCACUGCCAUACUGUGGGCUACCAGUUCUCAGAACAAAUGCUUCUCUCCCUUCUCCAAAUCCUUCCACCCAUUAAGGUCAACUUGAAGCCACUUCUUAUGGGAAGUCCACCCAGAAUGCCACUGCCCCUAUCAUUACACCAGCUUGGAUUUACUAUUCAUCUCACUCAACCUUGUGCCUGUUCACAUUGGCCUGAGCCCUUGGGCAGGUUAUAUGUUACAAGAAGUGAAGUUUUGAUAGCUUGAGAUCUUCUCCCCCUUCCUACACAUCUCCCGCAGGGCUCCUCCAAAGCCAGGGAUGGUCCUCAAUAAAAACAUGUUGACUUGCCCUGAAUUUCUCCUUCUGUAAAAUGGAUGGAUGAACCACAUGGUUUCUCUAUUUGAACCCUCAGAGGAAGGGAGCAUUGCUGCCUUCUCCUUGUCGGGCUGAGCCUGCUAUUCUACACUCAGUCAAGGGGAGCUGCCGCAAAGUUGCCUGCACUGCAGAGCACUUAGUUAUUUUUCUUUAUUGUGUCAAGUGCACCGCUCCGGACAUCCACACUCCGUGCUCACUUGUCCACUGGAUUAGGUUUUGGUGCUGCAUCCAGAUUCCUCACUCUCUGGCCUCUCUUGCAGCCUGACCUGGGCAUACCCCAGCCUGUCCCACAGGUUUUUUUUUGGGGGGAGGUUGUGUGGUAAAAUGUACGUAACAUAAUAUUUACCAUUUUAACUAUUUUAAUUUGUGACA
Molecule: messenger RNA, 6829 nt
Organism: Vicugna pacos (alpaca)
Lineage: Eukaryota; Metazoa; Chordata; Mammalia; Artiodactyla; Camelidae
Gene: CES4A
Product: carboxylesterase 4A
Source: RefSeq, a predicted model, not a curated record